GCGCAGUCGAUCCCCAGAGUGGAUAUAAAAGUAGCGCACCGUGAAGCCAAGUCCACUCCACAAUUAGGCUUCAGGAUGGAACCGAAGACAAGUCUCGUCGCUCCGUUCGUUCUGUGUCUGCUACUCGUUUGUCAUCCAGCAUCAGCGUGCCGUGAUACUGAAUACACCUGCGACAAUGGAAGUUGCAUCAGCAGUAGUUGGGUGUGUGACGACGACUACGAUUGCCCGGGUAGAGACGACGAGGCAUGUUGCGAAUGUGCGGGUCUGACUUUCGUCUCGAGGUCCGAUUGGAGCGCCAGAUCUCCCAGCAGCACUACGGCGAUGUCAGGGACUCCAGACUACACAGUGGUGCACCACACCGCCACAGGGUCCUGCUCCACUACACAGACCUGUUCUGCAAAUAUGGUGACCUUCCAACGAUAUCACAUGGACACCAACGACUGGGACGACAUUGGAUACAACUUUGUGAUCGGCGGUGAUGGGAAGGUCUAUGUGGGGCGUGGCUGGGGCACCGUGGGGGCGCAUGCUCCAGGGUAUAACUUUAAUUCAGUGGGAAUUGCCAUCAUAGGAAACUACGGAAGCUCUCUGCCGAGUAGUGGGGUGCUGUGUGCUCUCAGACAGUUGAUGGAAUGCGGUGUCGAGCUUGGUAACCUACCUUCCUCGUACAAAAUGAAGGCACACCGUGACGUACGAACAACAGAGUGCCCAGGCGACGCCCUCUAUAAUGAGAUUAAGACCUGGUCCCACUACGAAGCUUAAAGCGAGAGAGAGCGCGUGUCGGUUUUCUAGUCCCAAGCGGAGAGCAUUUUUAAUGACGCAGAGAAUUGUCGUAAUGAUGUAGGCCUAUAUUAAAGUUAGCUUAAUGAUUGACCUUGAAUAUUCCAGGUAUUUUUUGACAAAGGUUAAAAUGGCUUUUACUCAGACUUUUUUUCUUUUCGGCUGUUAAUUAAAUGGAUUAAAUUAAAUUGGAGUUGAAAAGAUGCUACUGAUUUCUAACAACUGAAGCUGUAUUUAGAAAAACAAGUACAACAGCGAAAACAAGUUCGAGUGGUUGUAACUUUUUACAAUUGGAUUUUUAAAAGCAUAUGUAAAUGAUACUGCUAUCUCACCUCCAUAUUUUUUUGCAA
Messenger RNA from Patiria miniata (bat star), 1127 nucleotides. RefSeq names its product peptidoglycan-recognition protein SC2-like. The transcript is spliced from 5 exons. Gene Ontology annotation, biological process: peptidoglycan catabolic process. Lineage: Eukaryota; Metazoa; Echinodermata; Asteroidea; Valvatida; Asterinidae. Gene Ontology annotation, molecular function: zinc ion binding; protein binding; N-acetylmuramoyl-L-alanine amidase activity. The coding region runs from base 76 to 759 and encodes 227 amino acids. The record is from RefSeq and is a predicted model, not a curated record.